Messenger RNA from Clavispora lusitaniae ATCC 42720, 1218 nucleotides. It is a transcript of the gene PEX13, whose product is annotated as peroxin. Gene Ontology annotation, cellular component: peroxisomal membrane; peroxisomal importomer complex; peroxisome. The record is from RefSeq and is a predicted model, not a curated record. Gene Ontology annotation, biological process: protein import into peroxisome matrix, docking. Gene Ontology annotation, molecular function: protein binding. NCBI's taxonomy places the organism in Eukaryota, Fungi, Ascomycota, Pichiomycetes, Serinales, Metschnikowiaceae.
AUGUCAACACCCAGAGCAAAACCAUGGGAGGUUUCUAGCGGCACAUCUACAGCAGCAGUGUCGGGUAGUACCACGCAGGCGCCGCUUGGUUCGGAUUCAGAAGCCCCAGCGGCAGUUCCAGAACGUCCAACUUCUUUGACUGAUCCGUCUUCCAGCUCCUCUUAUAACUACGGCCAAGCGUCGUCAGGAUAUGGCUCCACUGGGUAUGGUACCGGUUAUGGUGGUUCUAGAUAUGGGUCAGGCUUAGGUGGCUCCAUGUACGGCUCUGGAUACGGCUCGUCUAUGUAUGGAGGUUAUGGUUCAGGUAUUGGUGGCUACGGUUCCUCUAUGUACGGUGGCUACGGCUCAGGAAUGGGCGGCUACGGAGGCUAUGGAUCAAGUAUGUACGGAGGAUACGGCGGUGGCAUGUAUGGACCAAACGGAAUGCAAGGCCCUGGUGGAAUCGCCGAAGGCACACAGGCCACGUUUCAACUUAUCGAAUCGAUUAUUGGUGCCGUCGGCGGGUUUGCGCAGAUGCUUGAAGCUACGUAUAUGGCUACUCACUCUUCAUUUUUCACGAUGGUGUCUUUGGCAGAACAGUUUGGCAACUUAAAGAAUACAUUGGGUUCACUUUUAGGCAUAUUUGCCAUCAUCAAAUUCGCCAAAAAGCUACUAUACAAGAUCUCCGGCCGCACUUAUAACCACGGCAUCAGUGCGGAGGAUUUUGCCAAGUUCCAGAAUAAACAAAAGAAGUUGGAGGAAAGUCUCCGCAAGUCGCCACAGGGUGCCAAAUCCCGCAUCUCCUUCAAACCACUUUUGUUGUUCUUGGCAGCCUCUAUUGGCUUUCCAUACUUACUCAGCAAGGCAAUUCAAAAGCUCAAUGAGCAACAACAAUCGCAACAGCAGAGAAGACUUCAAGAACAACUGGGCAUGGCUGCAGGCACCCGUAACCCUCUUGAUCCCAAGAACUUGGAAUUUGCUAAAGCGAUUUAUGAGUUCAAUCCAGAAAAUCCAAAUGUGGAGAUCGAGCUAAAGCCAAAGGAACUUGUGGCCAUUUUGUCAAAAUUGGACCCUCUCGGCAAUGAAAGUCAGUGGUGGAAAGUGCGUUCUCGUUCAGGGAAAGUGGGCUAUGUUCCUCUGAAUUAUUUAAGCAUCAUUGAGCGGGCACCGAAACAAGUCGAAGCUUCGCUGUCGGACCCUGUGGCCACGAAGUUUGUCGAUGAAUUCCAGAAACAAUAA